AUGCGAAGUUUACCUUUUUGCGGCCACAGAGAAAAGCUCGGUAGUGGAAAAGGAGAAAACGGCAAUUUUAUUUGUUUUAUUGAGUUACUUGCAAAAUACGACCCAGUACUAGAAAAAGUUAUUAAUCAAGAAAAAGAUGAAUACGGAAAUCCAAAAAAUGUAUGUGUUAAGGAAACUUUUUUAGCAUUUCAUGAAGUUGUUAAUCAAUUUGCCUCUUCUCUUUCUGAACUAAUAUUACAGAAUAUUGAAAAAAAGGGAUUGUCUAUCGCCAAGUGUCGUGGUCAGAGCUAUGACGGGGCUGCCAAUAUGAGUGGUAUGUAUAAUGGCCUACAAAAAAGAAUUAAAGACAUUGAGCCAAGCGCAGCUUAUGUCCAUUGCUCUGCUCAUAAUUUAAAUUUAGUUGUCAAUGAUGCUGUGAAAGAAAUAACAGAAAUGGAAAUCUUUUUUGAUGUUGUUCAACGAGUUUUUGUUUUUUUUGGACAUAGUAUAGUAAGAUGGCGUAUAUUAUCAGAUUUAAUUAAGGAAUCGAACAGUCAAAAUGGAUUAUUAAUAAAAAAACUUAAUCCCACAAGAUGGGCUGGUCGUUAUGAAGCAGUUUUUGCGCUUAAAAUUAGAUUUGUUGAAAUUCAAAAAGCUUUAACAAAAGUUAUACUUUGCAGCUCUAAUAAAAUUUUAGCUGUAAGAUCAACUCUUAAAAAUCAAAUAAGUCAACUUAAUUCAACUAGAGAUCUUGCUCAACUUUUAAUGGUGAAAAAUCAUUCUUUAACAGCCAGUUUCCUAGAAGUAUGUACUGCUCUUUUAUUAUUUUUGACAAUUCCUGUUACAUCUGCAAGCGCGGAACGGUCAUUUUCGAAACUAAAUAUUAUUAAAGGAUACUUAAGGAGUACAAUGAUGCAAGAUCGUUUAAGUGGCCUGGCAUUAAUUUCAAUCGAACAAGAAACAGCCCGAGAAGUUGACUUUGAAAAUUUAAUCGAUAUGUUUGCCGAAGCAAAAGCAAGAAAGAAGAAAUUUUGA
Sipha flava (yellow sugarcane aphid) is the source of this 1014-nucleotide messenger RNA. RefSeq names its product zinc finger MYM-type protein 1-like. Gene Ontology annotation, molecular function: protein dimerization activity. The record is from RefSeq and is a predicted model, not a curated record. NCBI's taxonomy places the organism in Eukaryota, Metazoa, Arthropoda, Insecta, Hemiptera, Aphididae. The coding region runs from base 1 to 1014 and encodes 337 amino acids. The transcript has 3 exons.